Hansenula anomala is the source of this 902-nucleotide messenger RNA. It is a transcript of the gene SKP1, whose product is annotated as SCF ubiquitin ligase subunit SKP1. Gene Ontology annotation, molecular function: cullin family protein binding. Lineage: Eukaryota; Fungi; Ascomycota; Saccharomycetes; Phaffomycetales; Wickerhamomycetaceae. The coding region runs from base 32 to 517 and encodes 161 amino acids. Gene Ontology annotation, cellular component: cytoplasm; nucleus. The transcript is spliced from 2 exons. The record is from RefSeq and is a predicted model, not a curated record. Gene Ontology annotation, biological process: SCF-dependent proteasomal ubiquitin-dependent protein catabolic process; mitotic cell cycle.
GGAAAACAUUGAAUAUCGAUAAAUAUAGAAAAUGUCUGAAGUAACAAUUAUAUCCUCUGAUAAUGAAUCUUUUAAAGUUGAAAGAAAAAUUGCUGAAAGAUCAGUUUUAAUCAAAAAUAUGAUUGGUGAUUUAGCUAAUGAUGAUGAUGAUGAUUUUGAAAUUCCAGUUCCAAAUGUUCGUGCUUCAGUCUUGAAAAAAGUUUUAGAAUGGGCUACACAUCAUAAAGAUACAAGUUUCCCAGAUGAUGAAGAUGAAGAUUCAAGAAAAUCUGCACCUGUUGAUGAAUGGGAUAAGGAAUUUUUAAAAGUUGAUCAAGAAAUGUUGUAUGAAAUCAUAUUGGCAGCCAAUUAUCUUAACAUCAGACCUUUAUUAGAUGCUGGUUGUAAAGUUGUUGCUGAAAUGAUUAGAGGUAAAUCACCAGAAGAAAUUCGUCGUACAUUCAACAUUGUUAAUGAUUUCUCACCAGAAGAGGAAGAAGCCAUCAAACGUGAAAAUGAAUGGGCUGAAGAUCGUUAAAAUUAGGUGUGUCCAUUACUUCCUUUUGUUGAAUAACUGAUUAUGUUCAUUGUGUGGUUCCAGAUUAAUUUUGCGUUUAAUGAAUUGAAUUGAAUUGAAUUUGAUUGUAGCCAGUUACGUGUAGUUUAGUUAAAUAACGACCAACAGCAAAAUUAACAAUCCAUUAAAGCCAUUAACAAUAGCUCAACAAUUCAAUCCCUUUUCGUAAAACUUUGAACCAUUGCUUUGUUACAAAUUGCAUCAACAGAAUUAAGACCGAAUAACUAGCAAUUCCUUCGGUAGAAACAAAAUUUAAAGCUUCCUUGAAUUUAAGUUCAGGGCAAAAACAAUUUUCACCAUCGCAAAACCCUUUCACCACAUUAAUCAAAUUACAACUCAUUCAAGC